GAUGGUUGAUUAUAAGAGAAGGGCAGAGAGAAGGAGAGACUAUUAUGAGCGUAUUAAACAGGAUCCCAUCAAAUUCUUGCGUGUUUUCGGCAGGAGUUCGAAGCUUCAUUUGGACUCAGAAGUAACGAAAGCUGCUGAAAACCCAAACAAUAUGAUGCCAUGGAUCGGUGAUCCAUCUAUUAUGAUCGAUCGCUUUGAUGUUCGAGCUGGUCUAGAACACUAUGAUACACAAGUAACUGAAGACAUCAAACUGUCAUCAACAGAAAGAAUUGAAGCAAGAUUAUGUAACUAUGAACGUUAUCGUUGUCUCAUUCAUAAUGAAUACGCAUCAGUUACGGAGGCGAUGGCACUGAAGCAAAUUGAAAUGGAUGAAAAGUAUGGCGACUUAGAAAAACGUCGAAAAGAAGACGAAGAAGCUGCAACAAAAAAGAGUCAAGAAUCAAAAUCUGCUAUAGGAUUUGUAUAUGAGGACAGUACUUGUCCCCCACAGACUUCUAUGUCGCAUACUACACCUGCACUUGAAGAUGACAGUGGUUCAGAAGAUGAAGCUGACAGUGACAUGGAUAUUGAUGUUGAAUUGGAUGCAAGUACUUUGACAACUGAAGCACGUCGUCAACUAGCCAAAUCUGCUGCUUUAUUCGGUUUGCAUCCAACUGAUUUUGUACGUCUAUUGAAUGCGGAUCAACAACUAGAAACUGAGCUACGAUUAGCCAAAGCUUUAGAAGAUGAAAAAUUACAAUUAUCUGGUCGUAAAUCUCGACGUUCUAGACGUCUACUGAGAGAACGUCGAGCUCAAGAGAAGUUUCCUCGGUUACUGACUACAAAGAUUGGUCUUUUGAACGGUCAACCAAUAUCAAGACGGACUGUCUACCUAUCUGCCAGCUCAUCGGAUUCCGCUGAUUAUCCAUCCGAUGUGGAAGAACAAGAUUUUUCAGGUGUUGUAUACGGAAGUCCCACGUCAAAGGCAGCAACAAUUCGUGAUCAAAGAGCACGUGCUAAACCAGUACUGUCGAAUGCUCGUGGACCAGCUGUCCAUAUUGGAGGGAUGACGUCGAUAAGUUUAUGUCGUAGAAAUUAUAAACAAUCAAGUCAUGAUAAUCAUUCAAAAUAUCGAGCAACAUCUGGUAGAAGUUCAAGCAGCAGCAGUAGCAGCAACAGCAGUAGUGAUGGUGGUGGUGGCGGAAGCCGUCGAAGUCGACGAUUUUCUUCCAGUUCAUCAAAUAGGUCAUUUUCAAAUCGGGGUUCACGUAGUAGAAAUCGUCGUCCUAAACAGCACUCUCGUGUGGAAUACAUAACUACAUUUGGUGAUAAUGAUGACAAUUUAGAUAAUCAAACGGGCAAUGGUGGAAAUAAUCAGUCGAAGUCAAAUGCGCAGACAACAUUAUAUGAUCGUGGAUGUGGAUUAUUCGGUGCAAAUGAUAGUAAACCUCCGGGAUCUGCUGCAUCUGCUGUUGCAGCUUCUGUUGUUUCAAAACUCCUCAGUUCAAAGCCAACGUCCGAAACACAGAUAAAAAGUAGUUCUGACAACACAUCUCGUCACAGUACAAAUAGAAAAAACUCUCGGACUCGUUCACCUCCUAGAUACAGUGAUCGAGGGAGAAGACAACUUUCAAAAAGUCGCUACCGUUCGACUUCAAGAUCUCGGUCUAGUAGUCGCCGAUCUAAUAGUUCCCGUGGCAGCAGAAACCGCAGGAGAGAUCACAGUCGAAAUCGACGUAGUGACAGUAGCAGAGAUUAUAGGGGUUCUUAUCGGGGAUACAGACGUGGUUCAGGCCCAUACAGAUCAAGACGCAGGUCCUCUUCAUCAAGAAAAUCAUAUUCUAGUUCUAGUACUUCAGUAGACAAUGAAAAAUCAAAUUAUAGUCGGAAUCGUACUGAGAAUUCAUUAUGUGAAUCAGAAGAAACCACUGCAAUAAGGCAACCUUCACCUCCAGUCCGUAAACGAUACUAUCGACCUGAGUUGGAGUCAGCUGAUGAGCUGGAAUUUUCAGAUGAAGAAAAAGAUGAUGAUAAUGAUAACAAUAAUAAUAACAAGAAGGAAUCAUCAUUCAAAUCUUCAGAAAAUAUUUCAGCAAGGCGUCAAUCAACCUCAUGGAAAUUGGAUUCCAGUUCUUAUGGCGGCGGUGAUUACGCGGGUAAGAUGAUGACGUCUCAACAGUCAACAAUCACGACUGGUGGUAGUGGUCCUAGUCCCAGUCCCAGUCAUGUUUUAAAAUGUCCUACUGCUACUGGAUCAACACCUCGUCUUAUGCCACAAGAAUUAUUAAAACGUCGUGUACAGUCACAACUUACUAAAGCCUUUAACGCUGAUAAAAAGGCUGAAAUGGAAAAACAACUUCAAUUGGAAGCAGAACGUCAGGCUCGUGAAGAAAGUCUUCGUCAACAGGCUCGUCUACUUAGACGUCAAGAGGAGAAACGAUUACGUGCUGAACGACGUGCUAUGGCUUUAGAAUUAGGCUCAGUUCUUGGUGAUGAUGAUGAUGAUAUGACAGACUCAUCAUCUGUUUCUUCUUCCAACGCUUCAAGCAGUAGACAUCGAAGUAGUCGAGUACAAAGCAGUAGUAGAAGGUCUGAAUUCUCACCAAUUCGUCGUAGGCCAACAUCAGUUUAUAGUACUUAUGAUGCGUCUACUGGUCGAAGAUAUUCCCCUCCAAGUUUUACACGUAGUCGAUCUCGAGCUGAUACAGAAAAAGGACUUUUAGGCAGUCCAUCCUCUAGUAGAGAUGACAGACUACCAUCUCCACCAUCUUAUUCAAACUCACGUUCAUCUUUGAAUGACUCAUCAAGCUGUAAACGUGAUGUUCAAGGAUCCGCCUCAAGAGAUCGAACUGGUAACUCUUUACUCGGCAGUCCUACUCGAUGUUCUUAUUAUAGUGCAAGGGAAAUGUCACUACACAGUCCUAGUUCCCGGCUGGAUAGACGCUAUAAUUCGUAUAGAUCUUCGGUAUCAUCACGUGACUCAGGACAAUAUUCUACGACUACUACUACUACUACUGAUAAUGCGUACAAAUCGAAUCAUCAAUCCUCUUACAGACGGUGUCGGUGAAUCACAAUCGAAUCGGUCAGUGUCAAGUCGACUAGACACCUCCCACUCCACUUCUACUAAAGACAAUUACCAACAUCGUGAUAACAGAGAGAACAAUAAGCGUAAUACUAGUAAUAAAAUAGUAAUAAUAAUAAUAAAUAACAGUUAUUAUUAUUACUAUUAUUUAUUCUUAGAGAAUUGUAUAUCUAUUCUUGACUAUUGCUAAUCAAUUAAUAAUAAUUUAAUGUUUCAUUCUGAGGAUUGUUCCCCCCCUUCGCCAGCCUCGCCCCUCUCCGCCCUCUAACCUCCUAUUUCUUCACCUGUCGUCACUAAAUGAAGAAGAUCAUAGAGAGAGCAAGCUCUUUUUUCUCUUUUCUUUCAUGUUUAAAUAUAUAUGUGUAUUAUAUUACUACUGCUAUGGUUAUUAUUAUUAUUAUCAGUAGCAAUAUGGGUGGUCGUGGUGGUGUUGGUACCAUCAUAUUCCUGCUAAUAUCCUCUUCGUUAUCAUAACAGUAAUAAUACCAUUAUUUUUAUUAGUGUACAAUCAGUUUAUAAUUUGUUCCCUUAUCCAUUGUAUAAAGUUCAUUUCCUUCGAAUAGCUUGCUGUCUUUUUCAACACUCUAUAAACAAAAAUAAAUAUAAACAUAUAAAUUCG
Trichobilharzia szidati is the source of this 3680-nucleotide messenger RNA. The record is from the annotation of a GenBank genome assembly. NCBI's taxonomy places the organism in Eukaryota, Metazoa, Platyhelminthes, Trematoda, Strigeidida, Schistosomatidae.